AUGGUGGACAUGAAGUCUACGGCUCCCGGGCCUCGGUUGGACCUGAACAACUUUGACUCGGCCGAAGCAGAGAGGAGUCGCUACGUUUUAACGAGUCCCCGCUCGCUGGAGUCCUGCUCGAGACUCGGUGUCAAACCUGUUGCGCUUCUCAUCAAAUCGCUCAACGAGUUCAUCGCUGAGCAGCAUGACGUGCCCUUCCAGGCGAUGAGAGUUAUGCACGACUCCUACGAGAAGGAGAGAUUAAAGCGUCUACAAAUGUGCCGAGAGGAGAGGCAGAGGAUUAUCCGGGCGGCUGGGGACAGCAACAAAGUGUCAGGCCUGGAAGUGGUGCCUGACACCAAGCUGAGGGGUCCCAAAAGGGAUGGACAGACGACGGGGUCCAUCCACUAUGCAGAUCUGUGCUUUAAGGGGAAAUCUGCAAGCAGGUCCUCCUGUUCUAACAGAGACAGGAGCACGGUGUGCAGCUUCAGUCUGGGAGACUUCAGACACACCCCGGCUACUGAGAUGAAACUGGACAGGCUCACCAGGGAAAUCAAAAAAAAGAUGUGUGUCACGGUGUCAGAGAGAGACCGCAAGAUAGCAGCUCUCAUGUUGGUGAAGCACCGGGAUGAGCAGAGCUGCCUGAAGCUCAGUCAGCGGGAGGAACAGGAGCGACAGGAGGCCCGCAGGCAGGAGGAGGCCCUGCAAGCUCAGGCAGAGAAAACCAGGAGGAAGAAACUGAAGCAGAGUUUGCAACGCUGGCAUGAGGAUCUGGAGUCCCGCAGGAGGAUGAGGGAGCGUCAGGAGGAGGAGAAAACGGGACAACUGGAGCUGGAGGUGCUGCUGCAAGAAGACCGCUGGAGGAGGCUGAGAGAGGAGCUGGAGGGACGACAAAGGGAAAAGAUAGAGGCCGCACAGAAAGAGGCCGGGGGGCGCAAACGCUACCAGGAGAAGCUGCUGAGAGAGAAGGAGGAGGCGGAGAGGAGGGAGCGAGAGAGAGAGAGACAGGUAGCAGCGGAGAAGGAGCAUAAGGCCAGGAGGAGCAGGGCGUCGCAGGAGAAGGAGGAGAGGAAGAGGCUGCAGGGGGAAAACCGUAGGGAGCUGCUGCGUCACAUCCUGCUGAAACAGCAGGUAGAGCAGCAGGCGGUGGAAGAGGAGGCACAGAUGAGGAGCUCACUUGAGAAGAAGCUGCGGCACUCCUGCGAGAAACGUGCUCGGGUUAUAGAGGCACGGCUGAAGGAGCUGCAGGAGCGGGCGGCCCGGGAGGAGGAGCAGUUUCGGAGGGCGCAGCAGAGGGUCGAGCUGCAGAGCCUCCAGGAGCUCACGCACAAACAGAUCCUGGUGCAGCUGAGCCAGCGGCGCACGGAGAGGGCCGCCCUGCGCGCCUCGGCCCAGAGGAGGAGCAGAGCUAAGGAGACGCACCAGCACAACGAACGCAGGCAGCUCUGCCACCAGAGGCUGAGAGAGGAGAUACGGAGGGAGGAGGAGGCGAUGAGGAAGGUCAGGGAGAGCUGCUUCUUCAUGAAGGAAUGGAGGAGGGAGAGGUUGCGGAGGCAGCGGGAGCAGAUCCAGGAGGAGGCGCACAGGCUGGCCCGGGCCUCCUUUCACAUGAGGGACAGAGUGAGACAGCAGACACACAGGCGGACCUUCGAUCAGAUGGCACUAGAGGCUCAGCUGACUGCCUCCAUGAGCCGCAUGAAACUAUGA
Molecule: messenger RNA, 1686 nt
Organism: Anoplopoma fimbria (sablefish)
Lineage: Eukaryota; Metazoa; Chordata; Actinopteri; Perciformes; Anoplopomatidae
Product: coiled-coil domain-containing protein 177
Exons: 1
Coding region: 1-1686 (561 amino acids)
Source: RefSeq, a predicted model, not a curated record